AUGGUGGACGACGACGUUACAGCUGGAUUUGGCAAUGGAGAGGGGUCUCGGGCUCCAUUAUGGAGACCGCGAAGGAAGAACGCUGGUUAUCAGGGCCAGGCCAGUUGGGCUAGCAGUGUGAUCAACUUGGUCAAUACAAUUAUCGGUGCCGGCGUUCUGGCGAUGCCCCUCGCCAUCUCCCACAUGGGAAUCGUCCUCGGUGUGCUCGUCGUUUUGUGGUCCGGUAUAACGGCUGGGUUCGGUUUAUAUUUGCAGUCGCGGUGUGCUCAGUACUUGGAAAGGGGGUCUGCGUCGUUCUUUGCUCUGUCGCAAAUUACCUAUCCCAACGCUUCCGUCGUUUUUGAUGCCGCUAUCGCAAUAAAGUGUUUUGGUGUCGGAGUGAGCUAUUUGAUUAUUAUCGGAGACUUGAUGCCGGCAGUCAUUCAGGGUUUCGUUGGUGGAGAGCCGGACUAUGACUUUUUGGUGGACAGGCACUUUUGGGUAACGGCUUUCAUGCUGAUUAUCAUUCCUCUUUCCUAUCUUCGACGUCUUGAUUCCCUUAAAUAUACCAGUUUUGCGGCUUUGGCGUGCAUUGGCUAUCUGGUGGUUUUAGUUCUUUACCACUUCAUCAAGGGCGAUACGAUGGCCGAUCGCGGUCCAAUUCGUAUUAUCCAGUGGGCCGGUGCUGUCCCUACGCUUAGCAGUCUCCCCGUCACCAUCUUUGCGUUUACAUGCCACCAAAAUAUGUUUUCGAUUCUGAACGAGAUCCGCGACAACAGCCACUUCAACACCACGAGCGUCAUCUUUGCUAGCAUUGGAGGUGCCGCUUCAACUUAUAUCCUGGUGGCCAUUACUGGAUACCUCUCAUUCGGAAACAGCGUGAGCGGGAACAUCAUUGGAAUGUACCCUCCUGGACUCUGGGCCACGAUUGGACGGGCUGCCAUAGUCAUCCUCGUCAUGUUCUCGUAUCCCCUUCAAUGCCACCCUUGCCGGGCCUCUGUCGACGCAGUGCUGCGUUGGAGACCCAAGGCGUCAAAUGGAAAUGACAACUCCCCUCACCGUCACCCUCUCCUGGGAUCAAGAGGUAACCGCGCGCCAGAACCCAUGAGCGAUCUGCGUUUCUCAGUGAUCACAACGUCUGUCCUUAUUCUGAGUUACAUUGCUGCCAUGACCGUCUCAUCACUCGAGGCUGUACUGGCCUACGUUGGCAGCACAGGUAGCACCAGCAUCAGUUUCAUUCUCCCUGGUCUCUUCUAUUACCGGAUUUCCUCCCCCGACUCUCCAUCCCACCAACGACUCAUGAAGGAAGACGAUGAAAUUGGCGAUGAUGACGAAAUUGCAUCUACCCAAGCAGACGACGGUAGCGACGAUAACGACCACCAGGCCCGGGAGACUGCGCCUAGUGAUGGCGGUAUCGUUCGUCAUGGUCGACGCCAGUGGCGUAGAAACCUGCUUCGCAAAAUGAGUCUUGCUCUAGCUGUCUACGGUGCCUUGGUUAUGAUCGUGUCGCUGGUAACCAAUUCUGUUUUUGUUGCUUCGAAUUAG
Molecule: messenger RNA, 1524 nt
Organism: Aspergillus chevalieri
Lineage: Eukaryota; Fungi; Ascomycota; Eurotiomycetes; Eurotiales; Aspergillaceae
Product: putative amino acid transporter
Exons: 5
Coding region: 1-1524 (507 amino acids)
Biological process (GO): amino acid transmembrane transport
Cellular component (GO): fungal-type vacuole membrane
Molecular function (GO): L-arginine transmembrane transporter activity; L-tyrosine transmembrane transporter activity; L-serine transmembrane transporter activity
Source: RefSeq, a predicted model, not a curated record